AUGGAAUACAAAUUGAUAACUGAAGACCGUUUCGACGAUGUCGUUGCACAUUUAAGUACCAAUUUCUUCGCCGAUGAGCCGUUGAAUAAGGCGGCGGGUCUAUGUCGACGCGGGGAGGGUCAUCGAGAAUUGGAGCAGCUUUGCUAUGAGACACUUAAGGAUAAUUUGAGUUUAAUGGCUGUGAACGAAAAUAACGAUAUCGCUGGUGUGCUGCUCAAUGGUGUUGUCUAUCCGCAAGAUAUUCUGCAGGCUCACGAGCGUAUCGAACUCAGUGAUGAUGAACGCUUUAAGAAAAUAUUUCGUUUAUUAAAUGAACAUAAUCUACGUGCAAAUAUAUUUGGAAAUUUCAAUGUAGCACGUGCCUUUGAGGUGCGUAUGCUCUCGGUGGAUGGGCGCUUUCGCGGACAGGGUAUUGCUAAAGAGCUGGUGCGGCGUAGCGAGACAAUUGCAAGGGAUUUUGAAUUUAAGCUCAUGAAAGCCGAUGCAACAGGAAUUUUCUCACAAAAAAUUCUGAAAUCAAACGGUUUCAAGGUACUGAGCGAAUUCUACUAUGAUAAGUAUACAGAUGAAUUUGGUAAGCCAAUAUUGUUGGUGGAGGCACCGCACAUUAAAUUGCAGCUGCUAUACAAACUCUUGGAAUAAGGUGCAGAGACAGGUAAGAAAACCCAAAUGAGUUUAAAGUAAAAUAAAAUUAAUACAAAAGUAUAUAAUACAAAAAGAUUUAAACAGAAAUAAUAUUAAUAAAAAAAUAACAUAAUAUAAUUAACUAAAAUCAACGUUUUAGGAUACGUUUUUACUGUUUUUCACAUCUAACUUAAUCGACGACACAGUAUUCCACGAAUAUGUGUAGAAAAAAAUUUAGAGCUAUAGUUUAAAGUUAUAAAUAAUGUGUCAACAAUAGAGUAAAACCACUACAACAACGCAGUUAUUUAUACUAAUAGACCGCAUUAAAAUAAGUGUAUAUUAAUGGCGCAGACAAUUAUUUAUAAGAAACACAUUUUUAUUGCCAUAAUCGCAUAUUUAUUAGUAUGUAAAUUAUUUAUUAACCAACUUUAGUGCAAAAGCCAAGCAUGUAAGCUAUAAUUAAAUAUACUUUCAUAUACA
Bactrocera dorsalis (oriental fruit fly) is the source of this 1104-nucleotide messenger RNA. RefSeq names its product arylalkylamine N-acetyltransferase 1 (gene AANATL7). The record is from RefSeq and is a predicted model, not a curated record. Lineage: Eukaryota; Metazoa; Arthropoda; Insecta; Diptera; Tephritidae. The transcript is spliced from 3 exons. Bases 1 to 642 code for a protein of 213 amino acids. Gene Ontology annotation, molecular function: N-acetyltransferase activity.